AUCCAUUUGUUUUAACUUGAUUGCAUGUACAUCUUUUUAAUUUUAAAACUUAUACGAAACUCAUCACUAAAAUUUAAUUGUUAUAAAUUACACGCCUCCCUCAUGGCCAUGCCACAUCCCCUGUGAUUGCUUCGACCGUUCUAUACUUUCUUGAAAAGCAGAAGGUUGCGAGCAGGGAAACCACAAUGGCUCUACUAUCACUUGUCAAACCCUACUUUCCCUUGGACCUAAACGGCCUGCUCUUACCUCUUUCGUGCUUCGUCAUUACUGUCCUGUUUUUGGUCAAUCUCAGAACUAGAACAGCAAGCAAAUCCAAGUCGAAUAUGAAUCAGCUUCCAUUCCCGCCAAAACUACCCAUCAUCGGGAAUCUUCAUCAGAUAGGUACCCUUCCGCACCACUCUUUUCGAACACUCUCCAAUAAAUACGGGCCUAUAAUGUUUUUACAGUUGGGUCAUAUUCCAACUGUGGUGGUUUCUUCUGCAGAAUUGGCCCGCGAAAUUAUGAAAACCCAUGACCUUGCCUUCGCGGAUCGACCUCAAGGUAUUUGCCCUAAGAUCUUGCUCUAUGGAUGUGCUGACGUUGGCUUUGGGAACUACAGUGAUAUUUGGAGACAGAAGAAGAAAAUCUGUGUUAACGAACUUCUUUGCCUGAGAAGCGUUCAAUCAUUCAAGAACGUCAGGGAAGAAGAAUCUUGGGAGUUAGUGAAUAAGAUACGUGAUAUGCACUCGAGUGGUGCAGAUUCUGUGAAUCUGAGUGAGUUGCUGAUUGCUACAUCCAAUGAUAUCGUAUGUAAGUGUGUUCUUGGGGACAAGUAUAACACGUUGGCGAAUACAAGGAUUGGAGAGCUAGCGAGGAAGGUGAUGAUUAACCUCAUGGCCUUCAGCGUGGGAGAUUAUUUCCCUUCCUUUGGUUGGCUUGACUUUUUCACUGGUCUCAUUCCGAGGUUAAAGGCCAUUUUCAGAGAGUUAGAUGAUUUCUUUGAAAGUGUCAUUGAAGAACACAUGACCAUGAUGAAGAAGACAAGCGGUGUCCAAUACACCAAAAGGAAAAGCUUGCUCGAUAUUCUCCUUCAACUCCAUGACGAUGGCAAGCUUGAUAAUAGUUUCUCCCAAAACGACCUCAAAUCAAUCCUCAUGGAUAUGUUCGUGGGAGGAAGCGACACAAGUUCAGCAACAAUGGAGUGGGCCAUGGUGGAGCUGGUGAAGAAUCCAACGAAAAUGCAGAAAGCAAAGGAAGAGGUGAGACGCGUGGUGGGUAACAAGUCACAGGUAGAAGAGCGAGACAUAAGCCAAAUGAAUUACUUGAAAUGUGUGGUCAAAGAAAUUCUGAGAUUGCAUCUACCUACUCCCCUGCUGGCUCCUCGAGUAGCAAGAUCAGAUGUGAAUCUCGGAGGGUGUACUAUUCCAGCUAAAACAGUGGUGUACAUCAAUGCAUGGGCAAUUCAUACAGAUCCGGAGUUCUGGGAAAGACCUGAAGAGUUCGUUCCUGAGAGAUUUGAGAAGAUGGAUGUUGAAUUCAGAGGGCAAGACUUUCAUUACAUACCGUUUGGUUCAGGAAGGAGAGGGUGUCCUGGGAUGAUGUUUGGUGUUGCUGCUGUGGAAUCCAUGCUCGCUAAUCUCUUGUUUUGGUUUGAUUGGAAGCUUCCCGAAAAUGGUGGAACUGUUCAACACAUUGAUAUGAACGAGAGAUUCGGCCUAACUGUUAGCAAAAAAUUGCCACUCUAUCUUCAACCGAUACCCUACUCUCUUAAGUCUUGAAGUGUGAUUCUCUUUUCUGAGUGUACUGUUAAACACUUGCUCUCAAGCUUAGCUUGCCCUUAUUAAUUAAAAAAAUGGUGUAAAAUAUGUGUAUGCCUGUCUGUAUGUACGUAUCGAGGUUGAAAUUUGCGUACGGGAGACAAUGAUUUAUUGAUUUCUACUUGUACUGAUUGUUGAAUAAAAAUUAAGUUGAAUAUUGGUUUGUGGUCGGGAUCAGUGGUUGAGUUAGUGGACAAAUAGUGUGUCAUUCUCAGGUUGAAUAUAUUUGACAUACUAUAAUAGGA
Messenger RNA from Prosopis cineraria, 2041 nucleotides. Its product is annotated as phenylacetaldehyde oxime monooxygenase CYP71AN24-like. The record is from RefSeq and is a predicted model, not a curated record. The transcript is spliced from 2 exons. Bases 186 to 1757 code for a protein of 523 amino acids. Lineage: Eukaryota; Viridiplantae; Streptophyta; Magnoliopsida; Fabales; Fabaceae. Gene Ontology annotation, molecular function: iron ion binding; monooxygenase activity; oxidoreductase activity, acting on paired donors, with incorporation or reduction of molecular oxygen.